Molecule: messenger RNA, 739 nt
Organism: Onthophagus taurus
Lineage: Eukaryota; Metazoa; Arthropoda; Insecta; Coleoptera; Scarabaeidae
Gene: sosie
Product: oogenesis-related protein sosie
Source: RefSeq, a predicted model, not a curated record
CUUAAGGUGGCAAUUCCAAGUAAAAUACACGUGCAGUGGUGGUUAUUCUUAGGGGCCGGCGCAGACGCCUGAAAAACGCCUUCAAAUCGGCAGACUUUGAACCAUACAGCACCGUGUACGACCAAUCGCGAUACAACCUUCCAAGUGUUCGAGCAAGAUGAACGCUUUGUAUGUGACAGUGUCCGUUCCCAUCCUGUUGCUACUGGCAGGUUUUAACCAUGCCCAUGGCCUUUCAACCUUCGGGAGGUCUCCAACUGUGCCGCCAAUCUCAACCCCACAAUUACAUGCAAAAGAUUGUACAACCCACGAUGAUUGUAAAGGUAUGAAUGGAACUAGCUGCGUCGAAUAUGCCAAUUCCAUCAACAAGCUGUAUUGUUUAUGUGGAAACAAUCAGCCUCCUCGUAACGGAGUUUGUCCAACAGUUAAAAAAGAACCUUUUCAUAUUUGUAAUAAGGAUGAUGAUUGCGUAGAUGGAUCAAGUUGUAAAAUGUCAAAUUCAGUGAAGGCAAAUUUAUGCUUAUGCGACGAAAAUCAGGAAGCACGCGAUUGCAACAGUGGUUUUAUAAAGCGACCAUCCACGUUUGCUGUUUUAUUGGGAUCUCUCCUAUUCUUUGUCAAGAUUUUUGGUUAAUCCAAUACUUUUUAAACUUACAUGACGGCUUCUUAUUAUUGUAGUCGACACGAUUCUACGUUUAUUAUUAAAAAAUAAUAAAUUAACUAAAUAAAUAUAUAAGUAAAA